This is a messenger RNA of Cooperia oncophora, 315 nucleotides long. Lineage: Eukaryota; Metazoa; Nematoda; Chromadorea; Rhabditida; Trichostrongylidae. The record is from the annotation of a GenBank genome assembly.
AUGACCUUCAAUGAUGAUUUGUUGGUAACGUGCAGUCGGGAUGACAAUAUAAAAUUAUGGCGACUGUCUGGUGAAGAUGCAAGGAAUUCUCUUGAAAGCGAAGUACAUGUAGGAAAUGGUGUACUGCUGGAUUCGCUCAAAUCACAUUCCACUGCCUCCAAUAUUAUUGCUGCCACUUCUCUAGGCGACGCUUACGUUAUCGAUAUUGAAAAGAAUGUGGUUGCAACAAAACUCGGCGGUUUUGUGGAUAAAGGUCAAUCAGUGGACUGGAGUGAGGACGGAAAGCUUCUAGCAAUCAGUGCUGAUAAGGGACGU